Molecule: messenger RNA, 1506 nt
Organism: Metarhizium album ARSEF 1941
Lineage: Eukaryota; Fungi; Ascomycota; Sordariomycetes; Hypocreales; Clavicipitaceae
Product: Peptidase C1B, bleomycin hydrolase
Exons: 2
Coding region: 1-1506 (501 amino acids)
Biological process (GO): response to toxic substance; L-homocysteine catabolic process; proteolysis
Cellular component (GO): cytoplasm
Molecular function (GO): cysteine-type aminopeptidase activity
Source: RefSeq, a predicted model, not a curated record
AUGGGCGCCCAACAGUCGAGACCCUCGGCAUCUCGAGCGCACGACGAGGCCGUGGUUGAUGGUCUGCGCAAGAUGAGACUUGAACGGGCAGAGGGCUCUGGCGAGGAGAACGAGAAGAGCGGCGGGUUUGCCCGUGAGGCAGAGCCUUUGCCGCUCGACGCCGUGUCUCGGCUGCCUCGUACGAUUUUGGAGGAUCCCCAAAACAGGCUUGCUCUCUCGACUCUGAGCUCGGCGAACCCCCGGACGGCUCUGACCUCGCGGGCCUCCAAGAUUGCCAACCUUCACGUUUUCAACACCAGGAUCCCCUUUGAGGGCGCGCCCAUUACGAACCAGCGCUCGAGUGGGCGAUGCUGGCUGUUUGCCUCUACCAAUGUGUUCCGCGUGGCCAUGAUGCAGCGGUACAGUCUCGACUCGUUUGAGCUAUCCCAGGGCUACCUUUACUACUAUGACAAGCUCGAGAAAACCAACUGGUUCCUCGAGCAAAUCAUCGACACGUGCGGCGAGGACCUGGAGGGCCGGCUCGUCCAGAGGCUCCUGGACGAUCUCAUCUCCGACGGUGGCCAGUGGGACAUGGCGUACAACCUGGUUGACAAGUACGGUCUUGUUCCUCAGACGUUAUACCCCGAUAGCUGGAACGCCCAGAACUCGAGCAUUCUCAACACGGUCCUCAAGACGAAGCUGCGCGAGUGCGCUCUCCGCUUGCGCAGGGCCAUUGCCGCCGGCCAGGCGCCCGGUGUCAUUUCCGCCAUGAAAAUCCUGUACAUGCAGGAUGUCCAGAAGAUCGUGACGCUCCUCCUCGGGCCGACGCCCAACCCAACCGAGGAGUUCACGUGGACGUACGCCGACAAGGACAACAGAGUCCACUCUCUCGCCAUCACCCCCAAGGACUUUGCCAAGAACAUCACCAGCUCCGGCUUCCAAAUCAACGCCAACACCAUCUCGGACAUGGUCUCUCUCGUCAACGACCCUCGUAACGACUUCAUGACCCGCCUCACCGUCGACAGGCUCGGCAACGUCGUCGGCGGCCGAGACGUCACCUACAUCAAUGUCGACAUGAGGACACUCAAGCAGGCCUGCGUGAGGAUGAUCAGGGCCGGGAUGCCAGUCUUCUUUGGCUGCGACGUGGGCAAGUUCAGCGACAAAUCUUCUGGAGUCAUGGACCUCCACGUCUCUGACUACGAGGUCGGCAUCGGCACCGACUUGCUCGGCAUGACCAAGGAGCAGAGAUUGCGCGCCGGCGAGAGUCUGAUGACGCACGCCAUGGUCUUGACGGCGGUCCACUUGGAUGACAAGACGGGGCAGCCGGUGCGGUGGAGGGUGCAGAACAGUUGGGGCUCGGAGAAUGUAGGCGACAAAGGCUGGUUUGUCAUGACGGACGAGUGGAUGGACGAGUUUGUUUACCAGGCCGUCGUUGAUCGCCGGUUUCUGAGCAAGCAAGUCAGAGACGUGGCUGGACAGGAGCCGACGGUUUUGCCAUUGUGGGAUCCCAUGGGCUCCUUGGCCUAG